Cooperia oncophora is the source of this 663-nucleotide messenger RNA. The record is from the annotation of a GenBank genome assembly. NCBI's taxonomy places the organism in Eukaryota, Metazoa, Nematoda, Chromadorea, Rhabditida, Trichostrongylidae.
AUGACUCUGACAUCAUCUAUGUUCACACAAAGCGUCAUGGGAAAGCGAAGAAAUAGCAUGACGCCAGAUAAGUUCUCACAUUACGCAAUCGUCUCGUCCGAAGAGCCAGCUAUGGAUCAAGUCUACCGAUACGAACUCACCAAAGCCGUCAAGCGCCUUCAGCAGGUCAUGGACAGCAUCGACAAGUCCCUCCUCGAGGAUGCGCAAUUCGACGGCGAUCAGGAAGUCGGAUACGAGGUCACGGAAGCCAACUAUGAAAUGGCAAUUAAUACGUUGCGUGAAGCCUACUUUCGCCCUGACCUAAUCCGUAUGCAACUUAGCGACCGGUUACAACAUCUUCAACCGGCUACUACGCGUGCUGUCAAUCAACGUCUCACCUUCGCUCGUAUCAAGUCACUAUGGCUUCAGCUGAAGAAAUAUGGUGAGCACGAUGACAACAUUUUCGUAAUGCGUUUAAUACGUGAGAAAUUUCCAUUGGAAACACUCGAAUAUGUCGGCCAGGCGCAGGCCAUAGACACGGUUCCGUGGAAGGUUCCACAACUCCUCAAUGCACUUGAUCAAGCGAUCAAGACAUUUGAAGUGAUUGAGGAUUCCGCACCAGCUGAACCAACGUCUUCGCCUUCAUCGCUGGCGAUAUAUUUCACAUCGCAAUCCUCCCCAUGA